Molecule: messenger RNA, 1528 nt
Organism: Athene cunicularia (burrowing owl)
Lineage: Eukaryota; Metazoa; Chordata; Aves; Strigiformes; Strigidae
Gene: TMEM258
Product: transmembrane protein 258
Exons: 4
Coding region: 50-289 (79 amino acids)
Biological process (GO): protein N-linked glycosylation
Cellular component (GO): membrane-bounded organelle
Source: RefSeq, a predicted model, not a curated record
CUGGGUGGAGGGUACGUGGCAGGGGGAGGACGGGCAGAGGGAGGCGGACAUGGAGCUGGAGGCGAUAGGCAGAUACACCAGCCCGGUGAACCCGGCCGUCUUCCCCCACCUCACCGUGGUGCUGCUGGCCAUCGGCAUGUUUUUCACCGCCUGGUUUUUCGUCUACGAGGUGACUUCUACCAAGUACACACGGGACAUCUACAAGGAGUUGUUGAUCUCGCUGGUGGCCUCGCUCUUCAUGGGCUUCGGCGUCCUCUUCCUGCUGCUGUGGGUCGGUAUCUAUGUCUGAGACCCGGGUGGAGGAGCACCGGUAGCACCUCGUGAAUCCUGAUGGCUGGUAGUCCCCUAGCUUCACUGCUGCCUGGCCUUCCCUGCUCACCCUCUGCUUCCUGCGUGUCCAGGGUGUUUCAGUAACUCAAGAGCGUCACCAGUGUGUGGUUAAGUGUUUUUAUGGUGCGAAUGAAAACCUUGAAAAUAAAGAGCCUUUGGUGGCAGAAAUGCCAACUCCUAGUGAUGCUGCGAGGGCUGUGGCUGCUCUGCUGGGCCAAGCUCAGGAAGUUCUGACAUGGGUGACAGGAGAUAAAACUCCCCAGAUGGGAGAGGCGGCCACAGUGUCCCGUGGGAUGUGAACAGGAACCAUCCCUCUAUCUGGAUUAAAAAAAAAAAAAAAGAUCUUUGUAGCGUGUUUCUCUGGAGCAGCAGGGCGAACCAUGCACUCCUCGGUGCCGGUAACACCGCGGCCAGCCCUCGGCAAAGGGAGGGAUCACUGCAAUCUGCUGAAAGCACCAAAAAGCAAUGGCCAGAGCCUGACGCAGCCUCCCAAAUCCAGUUUGGUUCAAGUUAUCUGUGUCCUGUGAGGGGGCUGUGAGGGGAAAGGUGUGCUCCUCUCCGAAGCGUUUCCCCCUUGACGCCUUUCCCCAGCCACGGCUGCUGUUGCUGUAAAGAAACGUAUCUCGGGUAGAAGAGCCUGGCAGUGGCUCAGCCUUGGGAAGGCAGGCGUCUUGUUUUGAGCAAGAGGGGCUGGAGCAGGAUGGGGAGGAGGAGGUGGCGUGGUGCUGGUCAGUCGCUCUGACGUGUCGUGGUCAAACUUCAACGUGGAGCUUAGCAGUGGCCCCCUUUGGUUUCUUAUGUGGACACACAUAGCUCAGGAGGGACAGAAUUAAGAGACCCAUUUUUAUACGGCUUAAAAAAAAAAUUCAGUAGUUUAGCAAGUUAAGAACUUGUAACAGUAAAAUACCCCAAAUACACUCAACAUAACUGCUUUCUGAAAACAGUGACAGCCAGGGCACCCAGUCACUGCCAUUCCCCGCUUUGUGGGAGAGGAUGGGCCUCUCCUGUGCCUGGCAGAGCUCUGUUAUGCCCCGAAGCCACGUCACGCGUCCCCAGCGCCUCGGCCUUGCUCUGCAGGGCGCACUGGGCUCUGCCAGUGGGCUCUUGUCUGCACAUCUGGGCAGAGGUGGGUGUGUUGGGUUGAGAGCUGACCAGGCAGCUCCACACAUGCUGGGAGAGGCCACAGGUUGUUGCCAAA